This is a messenger RNA of Papilio machaon (common yellow swallowtail), 4018 nucleotides long. RefSeq names its product myosin-11. The coding region runs from base 17 to 3967 and encodes 1316 amino acids. NCBI's taxonomy places the organism in Eukaryota, Metazoa, Arthropoda, Insecta, Lepidoptera, Papilionidae. The record is from RefSeq and is a predicted model, not a curated record. The transcript is spliced from 17 exons.
CACGUGUGCAGGUAAUAUGAAGGAGAAGGUGAGCGGGCUGGAGCGCGAGCUGGCGGCGGCGCAGCAGCGCGGCGGGCAGUUGCAGACGCAGCUGGAGGCGCUGGCCGCCGACAACCGCCGUCUGCAGCGCGCGCUGGCCCAGCAUCAGCUGCAGCUCGGGGACUUCCUCGCUCUGAAACUGGAGGAGGACGACCCCGACCAGAGGAGCGAGCGCGGCGAGGGCAAGGCCUCGGCCCGCACCCUCAGCGACAUCGUGUCCAUCUCGGAGUUCGACGAGCAGGACCUGCAGAUGCGCCGCGCCGACCUGCGCCCGCACGAGCCCAGCCCCACAGCUGCGCCUCUCCCCGCCGCCGACAAGAGCGCCGCGGACCGCACGCUGCCGCCCGACACGCGCCCACACAACGUCACCUCGCUGCAUCUCGACCACGCCCACUCCCACUCCCACUCCCUCCCCCACUCCCUCCCCCCGCAACUCACCUCCACGCACAACGGAGAGGAACAGUACAAGAGAAACGUCAACGAGACGACGGUAUUCGGCAAACCCGACAUGUUCGGUGAUCACAAGCCGUCGCCCCUCAACAUUCUCGACAACUGCUCGCUGUAUCCUAACAGAGAUGUCAGCGAUAGCAGAAAUGUCAGCGUGGAACCGAAAAAGAUCGACUUCUCUUUGGAACCUACGGACAAUAAAACCCAGGAGGAGGAAUUCGCUUCGCUCCGGGAACUGGGCAUCGAGCUGGACGUCCGACAGGAAAACUUCCCCGACAUUCUGACUCAGCUGAAGCACGAAGUUAAGAAAGCGAGACGCGAACUCGAGAGUUGCAAAUCAGAGCUGAAAAACGCCGAGGAGCAGCUGUGCGAGUUUCCAGCUUUGAAAGAGGAGGUGGACGAACUGAAGGCCCUCCUGGAGAACACGAUGGCCACCAUGGAGAAGGACAAAAAGUUCUACGAAAAUCAAUUAGAGAAUUUCUCCACGAAUAAGCAGCAACUGGAACAGAGGCUGGCGGAACUGACGCAAGAAGUCAGCGAUAAAUCUAAAGACUUGCAUUUGCUCAAGGAGGACAUCCUCCGGAGGGAAAAUAUGAUUUUAGAAUUGGCUAAAGAAAAACGAAACUUGACUAACAGAUUAAAUGAAUUGGAAACCAAAGUUGACGAGCUUCAGAGCCGAAACGAGGCUUUGCAGCAAUACGAAAUGGAGACGCAUACGAUGAAGGAGAAAAUAAAAGAAUUGGAGAAGUUGGAGCAGUUGGUGUCGGAGAAAAAUCAGCAAAUCGAUAGCCUGAACCAACACCUGGAUAGACUGGACGACCUGCAGAGAAAUCUCAACGACAAAACCGAGGAACUAGAAAAAUUAAAAGUUGCCCUGCAUCAAAAGACAAAAGAAUUAUAUCAGGUACAAGCGACGGUCUCAUCCUUGACCCGGGACAUGGAGCGAGUCACCGAGGAAAACAAACAACUCAACCAUCAUAACAAAGAACUUAAACUGAAAUUGUCAAAACUGGAGAAGGAACAAGAGAACGCCUCCUUAAGAUUACAGAAUAGUGAAAACGAACUCGAAAGACUGAAUUCCAUUAACAACGAGCUGUCCUCCAAGAUCGAGGAAAUAAAAGUUAUUAACGACCAACUAAAGGAUAAAGAGGCAGAGGUCGAGACCCUCACUGAAGAUCUUAACGCCUACCACAGUGAGAUACGUUCUCUGAAAGAACAGCUGGAGAUAGUGUCGCGGAGUCCCUCCCCCGGCAGUGAGCAGGCGCAGGCGCAGGGCGAGGAGCGGCGCCGCCAGCUGCCCGCCAUCAGGAAGCAGAUCUCUUUGCUGCAGCACGAGCUGGACUUUAAUAAGAAGGAGCUAAAUUGUAAGGCCUUCGAAUUGGCGAAAGCGAAACUGGAUGUGAGCGAGCUGAAGAACAAUGCGAGCCAGACGGCCAAGCUGAUGGCGGACAAGGAGGCGCAGAACGAGGAGCUGGUGCAGCAGGCGGCGGCGCUGCGCAACGACCUGCGCCAGCUCGCCGACGAGAAGCACCAGCUCAGCCAGCAGCUCGACAUGCUCCUCGCCAGAUUAAGAGAAGAAUCGAAUGUGAGUGAGAUCAGAGCCAAGCUGCGGGAGAAGGCCGAGAGCUGCCACGAGCUGGAGAUGGAGCUGCACGACAUGAGGGAUCGCGUCGAAGGACGCGGCACGUCGCGCUCGCCCACCGCGGAGCUGGAGCGUGCGUUGCGCGACCAGCUGCACUACUCCAACGCGCUCGACGAGCAUAUCAUGGACCAGAUACUGUCGGCGAGCAGUGAGGAGCACGAGGACAUUCCGCGGCUCGCUCUCAACACGUCCAAGUCAUCGAGCUCUGUGGCGUCGACGUCAUCGGAGCGCGCGUGUCGGCUGCGCGCGCAGGUGCAGCAGCUGCAGCUGCAGGUGGAGGGGCUGCAGGCGCGGCUGCAGGACAAGGACGCCCUCAUCGCGGAGCUCAACCGGAUAAGGGACAAGCUGGUGCAGGACUGGCAGACGGUGAACUGCCGCUACGAGGCGGAGCGCGACAACUCGGGCCGCCUGCAGCUGCUGCUCGACGCUCAGAAGGACACCGCCGAGAGUCUGCAGAAUCAGGACUCGAACAUGAUCCAGAUCCUGAAAAAGCGCUUGGAAAGCGCGAUGCAGUCGGAGGGCGAGCUGCUGGAGCGCGAGCAGCGCCUGCGCCGGCGGCUGGCGGAGCUCGAGGCCGGCCAGCCCGCGCCGCGAGAACACCUGCACGCGCAGCUGGAGGCGGUGGAGAAGCUGAAGGGCGAGGUGUCGGUGCUGCGCUCCAAGCUGGAGUGCGAGAGGGCGCGCGCCGACGAGCUGGCCGCGCAGCUGCAGCUGGCCCGCUCACACCUCGAGGACCGCACGCGCACCGCCGCCGACCUGCGCGCGCAGCUCGCACAACUCAAACGGACAAAGUACGAGGCGGGCGUGGAGCUGGCGCGGCACAAGGAGCUGGUGGGCACGCAGGCCGCCGCCGUCGCACAUCUCGAGCGCCAGCUGGCGGCCGCCGCAGCCGCGCACCGCUCACCCAACAACUCUCUGACUGAGAUCGAGGGUCAGAAGAGCGAGCUGGCUCGCGAGAUAGCGACGCUGCGCAAGUGUCUGCAGAGCGAGCACCCCGAGGUGAGCACGCUGCGCGCCGAGCGCCAGCGCCUGCAGGCCGAGCUGCACGCGCUGCGCCGCGAGCUGGACGCGCGCGCGCCCGCCACGCCCCUCCCCGCGGACACGCCCCACGCGGUACAGGACAAGGACCAAGCGAUCCGCUACUUGCACGGUCGCUGUGUGCGGCUGGAGAGCUGGCGCAAGGCGCUGGUGUGGCAGAAGCGGUACUUGCAGCGAGUGCUGGCCGGAUACGCGCGCCUCGAGCGCACCCUGGCGCCCCGCCCCGUGCCCCGCCCCACUGGCAAGAAACUCUUCAAAUGUGUGGUGACGGUGGUGAUAACGGUGCUGCGCAUGGGGUACGUGGUGCGGCGCAGGAACGCAGCGCGCAGCGCCGCCUCCUGCCUGCUGCGCCCCGCCCACGACGCAGACGACCCCGCCCCCGCCUCCGCCUCCGCACACCACGCCUCCAGGAUCAACCUUAUGAGCACGCCGGCGGUGUCGCCGCGCCGCGUGCUGUCGCGGCGGCUGAAGCUGGCGCCCACCCCCGCCCCGCACUCGCCGCUCACCCCCCUCGCACCCCACCCGCCCCAGUCCCCGCGUGUGCCCCACCUGCCCCAGACGCCGCGCGUACCCCACUUGCCCCAGUCCCCGCUCACUGCAUACGGCGCACUGACGCCGCUUGCUACACGACCAGUGGAUGAGGACGUAAGAAAAACUCCCGCCAGCAUCAGCACGCCGCGGAAUGAAUUCUAUUUAAUGAGUUCACCGCGAGGCGAAAUGGCGAGCGCUUACAUGAGCAAGCUGGAGGCGGUCAGCCGCUGUCUCAACCAGGUGCUGGAGUCGCCGCGGGACGUGCCGUGACCUCGCCCCGCCCACCUCACGGGCCCCGCCCACCUCACAGGCCCGCCCAUC